UAUAAAAAAAAGAAAUUUGAGUUACCUACACGGAAUUAUAUGAAGGUCGGACAUGUUUUAGUGUGACAGGCUUUUCGUUCCGGUCUGUGAAAACGUUAGCGAAACAUAAGCGCAAGAGCUUCAUACAUGAGCCUUGAGUUAGUUUAGUGCUCAGUUUAUUCCAGUCAAAUGAUUGGCUAGCUAGCUAUGUUUAUACUUUCUUAGACAACUCAAUCUAGUUAUCCGUAAUUCCUUGUUUUCCGAUGGAAGGUGUUCAGCAUAGAGAGACCCCGUCUGUAAUCGACCGAUAUUUCACACGUUGGUAUAAAACAGAUCUCAAGGGAAAACCAUGCGAGGACCACUGUAUCCUGCAACAUUCAAACAGAAUCUGUGUGAUCACACUGGCAGAAUCACACCCCAUCCUACAGAAAAAUAAAAGGAUUCAAAGUAUCACUUACCAGAUCAGUGCAGGUUGUAGUCGUCUUCAGAACAAGGUGUCUGGGAAGUCCAAACGAGGUGGCCAAUUCCUGACAGAACUCGCUCCGCUGUGUAGAAUCACAAGCACAGAUGGGGAGGAAUAUACCAUUUUCAGCUGCAUAAGAGGCCGUCUGUUGGAAGUCAAUGAGGAUAUACUCAAGAGGCCAAACCUCUUACUUGAAAAGCCUUCCACAGAGGGCUACAUUGCAGUCAUCCUGCCAAAAUUUGAGGAGAGCAAGAGCAUCACUGAAGGCCUUCUGACCAGAGCAGAAUACGAGGACGUUGUGUUAAAAAGAACCGGGGAGAAUAAGGAGCCCUGCUGAGGAGAGUUGGAGAUGAAAGGGAACGUUAUCGUGCCGGCCAACAUGUGCAUACGGGAGGGAGGAGGGCCGUGUUUCUCCUUCCUGCCAUCUCCAGGGAUGGCCGAGAACUUCACCGCACCGGACGUCUCAUGGCACAACAGCCAUAAGCCAUGAGUGUGUCCAACCGCAUGGAUUACAUUUUCUUUGAAACAUCGAGAACCGGUACCGUAUAUCAUUUUUAAAGGAAUGUGGAGCCCUUUACAGAGCCCUUUACUUUUGAGUUGAGAAUGAAGAUUUUUAUGUUAUAAAAUGAAUGUAUAAAGUUUGGAUAAGUGUGUUCCUUUUUUUUGUCAUCAAAAUAAAACUUACUGGCAAGGAGGGUGGCAAAAUAAACAAGGCCCCUGCAUUUUCAUGCC
Conger conger (European conger) is the source of this 1174-nucleotide messenger RNA. RefSeq names its product actin binding transcription modulator (gene abitram). Gene Ontology annotation, molecular function: actin filament binding; actin monomer binding. Gene Ontology annotation, biological process: regulation of actin filament polymerization; dendrite morphogenesis; regulation of filopodium assembly. Bases 243 to 779 code for a protein of 178 amino acids. Gene Ontology annotation, cellular component: dendrite; nucleus; lamellipodium. The record is from RefSeq and is a predicted model, not a curated record. The transcript has 6 exons. NCBI's taxonomy places the organism in Eukaryota, Metazoa, Chordata, Actinopteri, Anguilliformes, Congridae.